Messenger RNA from Carcharodon carcharias (great white shark), 2271 nucleotides. RefSeq names its product Fc receptor-like protein 5. The transcript is spliced from 10 exons. The record is from RefSeq and is a predicted model, not a curated record. Gene Ontology annotation, molecular function: transmembrane signaling receptor activity. Gene Ontology annotation, biological process: cell surface receptor signaling pathway. Lineage: Eukaryota; Metazoa; Chordata; Chondrichthyes; Lamniformes; Lamnidae. Bases 126 to 1724 code for a protein of 532 amino acids.
AACCAGUGAUAGAGCUUGAUCAACCGACUGGGGUUUAUGUAGUCGGAGAGACGGUCGCCAUUACCUGCUCUGUGACUGGGCGUUAUCGUGAUAAAACCUUCCACUUUUACAGAUGAGACCAGGAAAUGCCCCGCUUACACGUCACCACGAAGAACAACAUUGGAACGGCUCAUGUUACCGUUGGAACAGAUGGAGAACAAUACAGCUGCGCAUAUAGCGUCAAUGGUCGGCGGAUAUAUUCCCCGGUGAGCGAGCAUGUGAUGGUGACUAUAACAGCUCCACCAUCAAAACCAGUGAUAAGACUUGAUCAAUGGACUGGGGUUUAUGUUGUCGGAGAGAGGGUCACCAUUACCUGCUCUGUGACUGCAGAUGAUCGAGAUAAAAACUUCCACUUUUAUCGAGGUGGCCAGAAUCUGUCCCUCUCACAGUUUACCACAAAGUACGACAUUGGAACAGCUCGUGUUACCGCUGGAACAGAUGGAGAACAAUACAGCUGCGCAUAUAGCGCUUCUGUCAAUGGUCGGUGGAUAGAUUCCCCGCUGAGCGAGCAUGUGAUGGUGACUAUAACAGCUAAACUAUCAAAACCAGUGAUAAGUCUUGACCAAUGGACUAAGGUUUACGUUUUCGGGGAGAGGGUCACCAUUACCUGCACUGCGAUGGCAGAUGAUCGAGAUAAAAUGUUCUACUUUUACAGAGGGAACCAGGAUCUGUCCCUCUCACAGUUCGCCACAAAGUACGACAUUGGAACAGCUCGUGUUACCGCUGGAACAGAUGGAGAACAAUACAGCUGCGCAUAUAGCGCUUCUGUCAAUGGUCGGUGGAUAGAUUCCCCGCUGAGCGAGCAUGUGAUGGUGACUAUAACAGCUCCACCAUCAAAACCAGUGAUAAGACUUGAUCAAUGGACUGGGGUUUAUGUUGUCGGAGAGAGGGUCACCAUUACCUGCUCUGUGACUGCAGAUGAUCGAGAUAAAAACUUCCACUUUUAUCGAGGGGGCCAGAAUCUGUCCCUCUCACAGUUUACCACAAAGUACGACAUUGGAACAGCUCGUGUUACCGCUGGAACAGAUGGAGAACAAUACAGCUGCGCAUAUAGCGUUUCUGGCAAUGGUCGGUGGAUAGAUUCCCCGCUGAGCGAGCAUGUGGUGGUGACGAUAACAGAUCCGCUAAAAACCCCAGUGAUAUAUCUUGAUCAAGCCACAGGGGUGUAUGCAGUAGGGCAGACGAUCACCAUGACCUGCACCGUGACUGGAGAUAAUCGCGAGAAAAUGUUUUAUUUUUAUAAAGGACAUCAACAGCUGCCCUUUAAUACAAGCAGCAGAAAUACCGAAACGUUCACAUUCCCGAAUAGUGGUCUAAGCCACAGCGGACAAUACCGAUGUCAAUACAGAGUUACCGUCCGGAGCAGGCAGUUCGAUUCUAAACAGAGCCAGGCUAUAACGGUGGCCAUAGAAGAAAAGAAUCCUGUUGCUCUGGCUGCUGUUGUUGGUUCUGCUUUGGGACUGAUUCUCCUCCUUGCCCUAUUGGGUGUCUGCGUCUGGAGAAAAGGGAAGAAGGAAAACAUGCGGGAAACCAGGAACGCGGUGCCCUCUAGAGAGCAAAACAACGAACACCUGACAUACGCUGAUCUUAUCCUACAAACAAAUCCGAAGGGAGAAGAUUGUCAGCGAGAUAACAGCCAUGCCCAGAGUGAGGAGUACACCCUCUACGCAGCAGUGAAGCUGUAGAGCAAUCCCAGAGCUCCCGGGCCCUCAGUGAGAAGCCCAGCGUCGCUCUGCUUAAUGACCAUGAACGAGCCACCCUGUUCCACGAUUAUGCAAGGAAAUUCUUGAUCUACAGAUAGUUUUAACGACAACUCCAAGCUCAGGUGAUGUUCUAGCCCACUCACUGAAUAGCUGUCCCUGGGCGCCGGUCCCGUCUGAGACGAGUGCCAGAAUGAAGAUGCGGAGAGAUGGAUCAGGCGAUGGAAUGGAACUGAUUUCAACCACUGGUACCGAUGAUGACCUGCCCUUUACCAACUGCCUGAUUACUCCCUUCCUCCGCCAGAUUAUGUUCUCUGUGCUAAGAUUAGGCAAUUCUCCACGCCCAGAAACGGAAGGCCAAAAUCCAUUGCCAUUUCAGAGCGGGGUUUUACCCAUGUUGGUUGCUGGAGAAGCGAUUUUUGUUAUUGCUAUAGUUAAUAAAGAUAGUUUGGAAGCUAUUUUAAUUUUAUCCCAGUCUGGUUAUAAUGAAAUCCCGCGCUUUCAUUUUCGCAAUAAAUACAUUACAAUCUGA